AUGUUCACGAGUAGGACUUUGACAACAGGAGGCAAAUUUCUAGUGCCCGGUUUUCGACUUGUUAGAAGAAGGGUCAAUACUCAAGCCUACGUUGAUUCUAUUGGUGCACUGAAGGCCGACUUAAAAAAGGCAAUGUUAGCCAAGGAUGAUUUGAAGAAAACGACAAUCCGAGGACUUCUUUCGGGAAUCAAAAACAAGGAGAUCGAUAACCAGGGGAAGACUUUGGACGAAUUUACGCUGCACGAACUGUACACAAAGUUUAUCACACAGAGAAGUGAAUCAAUCCAAGAAUUUGAAAAGAACAACAGGAACGAAUUGAUUGAAAGGGAGCAGAAGGAAAUUACCGUGAUUGAGCAUUAUUUGAAUCAGUUGCCCGUGGCCUCGAGAGCCGAGAUAGAUGCUAAAGUUUCCGACUUUCUGCAAGAGCUGCGUCGGAAAGACGCCGAUUUACAACUCAAAGACGUUUUCAAAAAAGUCGAUUGGAAGUCCAUUCCUCCCUCGUGGAAAGCUUCAGCUGGAAUGAUUAGGGCCAGUAUUGCAUCUCAGUUCAAAAAUGUUUUUUGA
This is a messenger RNA of Lachancea dasiensis, 564 nucleotides long. NCBI's taxonomy places the organism in Eukaryota, Fungi, Ascomycota, Saccharomycetes, Saccharomycetales, Saccharomycetaceae. The record is from the annotation of a GenBank genome assembly.